AUGACUGGCCCCAAAACUUUUAAAUUAAAAGAUACAGCUCCACCUCAAAGAAGGCGAAGAGGUCGCCCCCGCAAACGUCCCUUGCCCAAACCAGAUGUUUCCCAAAAUUUCAGUGGAAUUUCACCACCUGAUCAGAAAACCUUGAACCCUCCAGCUCUAUCCAUGUUGCAUACCGCAGCUCUCCCAGCAGCCAAUCAGACCAGCCUCACUCAGCCAAUGGACUGGCUUAUAGAUGACGUCAUUGCGCAGCUCCCAUUUAUGCCCAGCAGUCAAAAUGGAAUAACUGUAGAUUCCAACAUGGAUCAUACAAGAACACAGUCCUCAGUUAAGCUCACAGAUAUGGGUAUAAUCCAACCGCAGUCUGAAGGUGAGCUGACCGACAUACUUGAUAGUUUUCUGAGAACGUUUGAGCAACAUGUUGGUGUAUGCGAUUCAGACGUCCAAGAUGGGAUGAUGCCCAACAUAACAGAUGGAACCCGGACCUGUGGACAGAGUUACACAGUCCACACAAAUGCACAUGCCACUUCUGUGAACACAACACAGGGAUCAAAAGCCUCAUUAUCCAAAAAGGGACCACGAGUAUCAUCUGCACGUAGACUGCAGAAACCAUCACGUUUUUGGCAGGUGUCAAGUGUGAAAAUUGAAAAAUCAAAAGGACAGCAAAGUGAACAGAAGCCUAAAUCUGUCAGGAUGACCAGGAGCCAGAGUAGGAAGAGGAAGCUGGAUGUUAUUGAAGAACUGCCUAGGAGAGACGAGCUCCCAACCAAACGGAAAAGAAAAAGAAAAAAAGAACAAACGGUGAAGACAAAGGUAGACGCUUCUUUACUAAAGAAGAAAAAGAGAAAGAAAAAAAAUAGCAUGCUGCAUAGUGAAGAAAAGUGCACCGGUAGCACAGCUGACUCAAGCUGCAGUGUUGCAAGUGCAUUAAGCAAAGUCAUAAACACAGCUAGUGGCCAAAACAUGAAGUGUGUCACACAAACAACAAAGGCUUUGGAUCGGUCAAAAUCCUCAGAGCUGCAUGCUCACAAAGUGUCCAGUCUUGUAAAAGAGAAACAAGUGGGACAUGCUAAAAGAGACACAAGCGAGACUCUUCUAGAAGGAAGUACGUUAAAGAUGCAGUGCAGUACAGGGAGUUCACAACCCAAGCUAUCAGCCACAAAGAAUAAAUCCACUGGGUCCCGUCCAGCUCUUUCUGCUUUUGAGUUAAUGAAAAAGAUCUUGGAGAAUCACCAGAAGAGAGAGGAAGAGCACAAGGGAAAAGAUCACAGAAUGUGGACUGUGAAAAGACAGAAAGGAAAGGAAAGGCUGACAAAUGCGCAUGUGCGUGGAGCUGAGGUGAAAAUUACUGAGAAUAAAGAGAAGAAUGCUAGAAUCAGGGUUGAAGGGCACAAUGAAAGCAGAAUAAACCAAAAAGAUAAGGAAAGAAGUGGGAGAAUAAAAGAAGCUGGCAACCAGAAGAAAAUUUUUCUUCAGCAGAAUCUGCCAUCAACUAAUGGUUGCAGCAUGUCAAAAGGAGAGAGACUGAUGGAGGAUGACUACAGCAAGCCAAGAUCUGAGACUGCUGACUCUCUCAAUGAUUCUCCUUUGCAAAGAUGCAGCUCAGAAGGCAUCAUGCUUACAAACACAGCAGACAAGUCUUUUGUCUCACAUGCACAAGAGCCCACCACACCUCUUGAGAAACUCGGAAACCCACAAGGGUCAAUAGCCAUUUCAGAAGAGGAUGAGGAUGUUGAUGUUGUGGAGGUCUCUAGUUCUUUGUCCGAGUCCUUCUCUGUGCCGCCAAUCACUGCAGAUAUUGUGCUCAGCACAGAGGACAGUGAUGAAGAUGACGAGAUUGAUGUGAUAAGUUUAGGAUCUAAUUAAGUGUGUAGCAAUUUCUGUUACUGUUUAUUACUGUUUAGCUUCAGAGUUCUGAAUAAAUGUGUGUUGGUGCUUAUUUGAAACACUAUUUCAAAUGAUCAGACUUAGAACAUGGUACCUUUUCCCUGUGUAUAAUUCAAUACAUAGUUCACACAAGGUGACACUUGGCAGUAUUUGCUCUUUCGACUUUGGUGGCUUCAGUUUCAGGCAUCAGAAAUUUUUAUAGAUUUGUGUUCUGAAUGUUAAAGUUUAUUUUGUGUCACAAUGAUUGGGACUGCUAUUAAUGCAUGCUGAGUUUAUUUGUCAUUUGCCGUAUUUUGUAGACAUGUUCGGAAUUAAAAGACAUGGAUCCAGCCUUGGUUGUUCUUGUGUUCAAAUAGGGGAUUCCACAUGUUCAAAGGGUG
Molecule: messenger RNA, 2264 nt
Organism: Sinocyclocheilus grahami
Lineage: Eukaryota; Metazoa; Chordata; Actinopteri; Cypriniformes; Cyprinidae
Exons: 3
Coding region: 1-1863 (620 amino acids)
Source: RefSeq, a predicted model, not a curated record